CCCCCCCCGCGGGCCAUGGCGGUGCUGCUGCUGUGCGUGCUGCUGCUGCUGUCGCUGCUGCUGUCGCUGCUGUCGCGACAGCGCUGGCGCGGCCCGCGCUGCGGCGCGCUGCACCUGCUGCACCCGCAGGGGGCGCUGCACCUGAGCCGCCUGGCGCGGCGGCACGGGCCCGUGCUGCGCAUGCGCCUGGGGGGCCGCGACGUGCUGGUGGCCAGCUCGGUGGCGACCAUCCGUGAGGCACUGGUCCGGCACUGGGGGGACUGGCUGGGGCGCCCCCCCAGUUAUCUGGGGUCGCUGGUGUCUCGGGGGGGCCGGGACCUGGCACUGGGAGCCCCCUGCCCUGGCUGGCGGCGGCAGCGGGGAGCGGUGCGGGGGGCACUGGCCCGGGCUGGGGGGCAGCUCGGGCCCCUCCUUUGGCUGCAAGGCCGGGAGUUGUGUGAGGAGCUGCGUUCCCAUGGCGAGGCCCCCCUGGACCCCUUUGAGGUGUUCACCUUCCACACCUGCAGCACCAUCGCACGCCUCCUCUUCGGGGACCUGGUGCCCCCCCCGGGGGAGCUCCGGGCCUUCUCCCGCUGCCUGGGGGAGCUGCUGCAGGUCUGGGGGCACGGCAGUGUGCAGGUGCUGGACCUGCUGCCCCUGCUGCGGGCCCUGCCCAACCCAGGAUUGCAGAAGCUGCUGCAGCUUGUCCAGCACCGGGAUGCGUUUGUGGAAGCCCAGAUCCAGCGGCACCAGGCCUGCUCCUCCCCUCCCCCGGGCACAGUUUUGGGGGCGCUGCUGGGGCACGAUUCCAGGGCACGGGGGGGCCCCCUGAGCCCCCCCCGGCUGCACAUGGCGCUGGUCGACCUGUUCAUUGGGGGCACCGAGACCACGGCAGCUGCUCUGGGCUGGGCUGUGGCCUUCCUGCUGCACCGCCCCGAGCUGCAGGCGCGGCUGCGGGCGGAGCUGCAGGGGGCACAGGGACCCCCCGGGCCGGGGGACACGGGGCGCCUGCCCCUCCUGCAGGCCACCGUCAGCGAGACCCUGCGGCUGCGACCCCCCGCGCCCCUGGCACUGCCACACUGCGCCCUGCGCCACAGCAGUCUUGGGGGGCUCCCCGUGGUGGCUGGCACUGUCCUGGUCCCCAACCUGCUGGCAGCCCAACAGGACCCUGACAUCUGGCAGCACCCCGAGGUCUUCCUGCCUGAGCGGUUCCUGGCCCCGGGCGCUCCCUCGCGGUCGCUGCUGCCGUUCGGCUGCGGGGCGCGGUCGUGCCCGGGAGAGGGGCUGGCGCGGGCCGAGCUCUUCGUGUUCCUGGGGCUGAUCCUGCGGGAAUUCCGUCUGGAGCCGGGCCCGGCGGGGCUGCCGGGGCUGAAGGGGUCGCCGGGCACGGUGCUGCGCUGUCCCCCCUUUCUCAUGCGUAUGGUGCCCUGCCAGCCGCCGGGCUCACCCUGACCCCGCCUGACCACUGUUACUUUUCUGAACACUCUGUGACUCGCCUGAGUUUUUUUGAGCCUUGCUGAAUACACCUGACUUCACCUGACCCUGUGUGACACUGCCUGAAGCUGGCUGACCGUGACCCCCUGACUGACCCCACCUGACCUCGGCCUCACCCCUGCCAGCCCUGUGCCUGACCUUGACCCCAGCUGUGACCCCAGCUGUGACCCCAGCUGUGACCCCACCUAACCCCUCUGACCCUGCUUGACCCCAUCCCAACUCACCUGCCCACACCUGACUCCCAUGGGUGCCCCCAUUCAACACCAGGGUCAGUGCAGUGUGGGAGGGCCCCAUUUACCUCCUCCUAAUAAAAUUUGUACUUUGGCCCCAC
Molecule: messenger RNA, 1804 nt
Organism: Passer montanus (Eurasian tree sparrow)
Lineage: Eukaryota; Metazoa; Chordata; Aves; Passeriformes; Passeridae
Product: steroid 21-hydroxylase-like
Exons: 10
Coding region: 16-1431 (471 amino acids)
Biological process (GO): hormone biosynthetic process; progesterone metabolic process
Molecular function (GO): steroid 17-alpha-monooxygenase activity; iron ion binding; heme binding
Source: RefSeq, a predicted model, not a curated record